AUGUCUGAUGCACAAGUCUCUUUAAGAUCAGAAAAGAAAUACUUAACUUCCUAUUCAGAUGUUUCUCAAGAAGAAGCAGAAGAGAUACUCGGAUUUAAAUUCAAUACUUUCUAUCGUUCUCAAAUACCGAUUGAAAACUUCAUCACAAAAAGUGCACCAGUUGAAUUAAAAAGAAAGAUAUUUGAUCGUUUGAUCGAUUGUAUUGAAUCAGAAGGAUUUCCCGAAGCAACAAUCGCUCCAAUGAAUGAAGCUGUCAUCACAGACAACGUCGGAAUGAUUUUGAUAACGAUAGUUUCGUAUUAUCGACGUACAAUGCAUCGGUAUGACAUAGAAUUAACACGAGAGAAACAGAUCAUUAGCAAAGACAAAGAAUUUGGUGGAAACAUGGAGUUUGUCGUUACUCAAAUCAUGAAUUCUGCGAACACCCGUUAUUUACUUGUCGUCGAAGCAAAACGUGACUCACUUGGAAAAGGACUUACCCAAUUAUUAUUAACAUUGAAAUCUAUGUGGAACAUAAAUGAUGAUCAUAAAAUGGUUUAUGGAUUUGUAACGACUGCAAUCAACUGGCAAUUAGUAACAUAUGAUGGUCAAACAUGGAAAUUGUCCGAUUCAUCUACUAUUUUACUUGGAAAUAUGGAACAAAGAGAAGAGCAAUGGCUGGAAAAUAAUACACAACUAUUAGAUGCUAUUUACACUAUUUUGUCAUCGAUAUAA
Adineta ricciae is the source of this 714-nucleotide messenger RNA. The record is from the annotation of a GenBank genome assembly. Lineage: Eukaryota; Metazoa; Rotifera; Eurotatoria; Adinetida; Adinetidae.